AUGAACGAACUGUUCAAGGGCUUCGCCAAAGCCCAUGCUGAGCAGAAUGGAUAUCUGCUCGCGGCAACCCUCUCGCCAGUUUCCCCAGCAGAUAAUCCUCAGCGCCUAAGGUCCAUCUGGAAGAGCAGCAAUGCGCACAGCGUCAAGGGUGACAUCAAGCAUUGGAUCAAGUCAAAUACAUCCAGGAAUCUGGAUCACGAGGAGAUCAAAGGCUGGGUGGAGGUGUAUGCCGCAUACUGGAAUGCCGUCGGGGAUAUCGUUGCAGGCGAAGAUGGCAAGUCAACAUGGACCAAGGUCUAUGAAUCAUGGAAGGAGUUAACAUCGGUGCUGAUCCGAGGUUACAACAACUUUGGCUUCGAAGCUUGGACAAUCCCCUGCCUGUAUAUGGUUGGCAAAUACCUGAGAUUAUUCGCCAUUAAAUCCGAUACGGAGCGCAGCCGCAACCUCGGCGACAAUUCUGGGGGAGCCUCACUAAUGCAAGACGACUUUGACCCAGAGACGGAAAAACAAGGCCAGCUGAGAGAUUGCGAACAGCAUCUGAAGAGGAUAUUUACCCUAUGCCUCAACGACAGAGCACCAUUAGAAGAGUCGAGGAAAUGGGGCAUCUACUUCAUCAUCAACCUGCUGUUCAAGACUUAUUUCAAGCUGAACUCUGCCUCUCUUUCGCGGACUAUCCUGAAGACCUUGAGCGCCUACAGAGGAGAUAUGCCGCCACUAUCAGCGUUCCCAAAGUCGCAGCGAGUCACUUUCAAGUUUUACGAGGGUGUCUUGUUCUUCCUCGAGGAAAACUAUGUCGAGGCCGAGAAACAUCUCGUCGAAGCCUGGGAGCUCUGCCACAAAGAUGCUAAGCCAAACUUGGAGCGGAUCCUUACCUACCUCAUCCCGUGCCGUCUUCUCACCAGCCACGUCUUGCCGACAAAGGCACUCCUGGAGCCGUUCCCACGCCUACAGAAGCUCUUCCUCCCGCUAGCCCAAUGCAUCAAAAAGGGUGAUCUUCACGCCUUUGACCUUGCAUUGCAGGAGGGUGAAGACGAGUUUGUCAAGAGACGCAUUUACCUGACGUUGGAGCGUGGUCGCGACAUUGCCUUGCGGAAUCUGCUACGCAAGGUCUUUAUCGCUGGAGGAUUCGACGAGCCCAAAGAGGGCGAGACCACACCAGUUCGCCGCACGCGGGUACCUGUCGCAGAAUUCCGUGCGGCUAUCUGUAUGGGGAGUGGCGGGGAGUUGAUGGACACUGACGAAGUUGAGUGCUUGAUAGCGAACAUGAUCUACAAGGAUUUGAUGAAAGGAUACAUUGCCCGCGAACGGGGCAUCGUGGUGUUGUCCAAGAAGGGCGCCUUCCCGGGCACAGGUGUCUGA
Trichoderma reesei QM6a is the source of this 1359-nucleotide messenger RNA. RefSeq lists its product as uncharacterized. Gene Ontology annotation, cellular component: transcription export complex 2. Gene Ontology annotation, biological process: post-transcriptional tethering of RNA polymerase II gene DNA at nuclear periphery; poly(A)+ mRNA export from nucleus; transcription elongation by RNA polymerase II. Gene Ontology annotation, molecular function: RNA binding; double-stranded DNA binding. The transcript has 6 exons. Bases 1 to 1359 code for a protein of 452 amino acids. NCBI's taxonomy places the organism in Eukaryota, Fungi, Ascomycota, Sordariomycetes, Hypocreales, Hypocreaceae. The record is from RefSeq and is a predicted model, not a curated record.